UUUAUUUUUUUAAAAUAAUUUGCAUAGUUUUUUUUUUGUUUGUUUUGGUUUUAGUUGUGUAGUUUUUUUUCCAAAUCCUAAACGUUAUUGAGUAGCAUCCGACAGCAGUGUACAGAAUCAAAAUCAAAAGAAAAUAAGAAGAAAAAAGAAAAUUUUUUUGGCUGAAAAUGAAAAUUCAAAACAAUACAAAAAAUUUCAACAACAUUAUCAUGUCUAUUAUGAUUAUUACAAUAUUGAUAAUAACAAUUUGUAAUAAUUUUAUUAAUUGUAUGACAUUCAAUACAAAGACCCUUUGUGAAAGUAUACGUGAUACACAAAUAUAUGAAAUGUUAAAUAUAUUAGCAAUCGGUUUGGAUGGUAAAGAAAAUUUAAUAAUAAUGACAAAAGAUAAAUUUAUUUAUGAUGCACCAAUUGAACAAAUAUUUGAUGAAAAUAAUUUACAUUUACAUUUAGAACAAAUUACACCAUCAACAAUGAUGAACGUUUAUACACAAUUAAAUGUUAAUGAACGUUUUAAUUUAUUAUAUGAAUAUGAUCAAAUACAUUCGGCAUUUUUUCUAACAAUAAUGACAAAAACAUCACUUUGUUUUAUAUCGAUGGAUCCAUCGGCACAGCCAAGCUUAAAUUAUUGGCUAGAUGAUAAUCUUGUUUAUGAAAGUAUUGAUUAUAAAAUACCAAUAUCACAAUGGGUUGAUGAAGAUAUUGAUGAUUUUGUUAUAUCCAAUCGUCCUGGUCAAAUUGAAUAUUUUGUUUGGCGUAAUCAUCGUGCAACAGGUAAAUCAAGUAUCGGUAUUGCACGUUUACGUUCACAAUCCAAAAAUGAAGAAGAAAUAUGGAAAUUUUUUAAAGAAAAUAUUGUAUUUCAACAUAUUUGUAUUGAAAAUGAACAUAAUGUAUAUUUACAUCCAAUACCGGAUGGUGAUUGUACUGGUAAACAAUUUUCAGCAAUCGAUGUUACAAUUGGUUUUUUUACUAAAAAUAAUUUAAUAUUAAUGGGUGAAAGAUAUGUUUAUAAAAUACCUGAAAAAGUAUUAUAUAAUAUGAGUAAAUCAGAACCAUAUCAACAACAAACAAUUGAAGAAUUUAUUUCUUGUCCACAUGAAGCACAACCAAUAAAUGGUAUGGAAUUUGUAACUAAUAAUGAUUUAAGUUCAACAAUAUUAAUGAUAUCAUUAUCAUUAAUAUUGGCUUUAAUGUAUGUAUUUUUGGGUUGGUAUUGUUGGGCAAAAAUAUUAAAAUCACGUAUUGGUGGUAGUGGUGAAAAUGAAGAUGAUGAAGAUGAUGAAGAUGAUGAUGAUGAUGAAAGAACAUUAAUGAAAACAAAAAUUCAAAUGUCUAAACAAAUAAGAACAAAAUCAAUGAUUGGUUUAAAUGGAAAAUCAAAACAAAUGAGUCAAUUGAGAGCAAUGAAAUCGGUAAAAUCUAAAUAUGGUUUUAGUCCUAAAAGCAAACUUCAAUCAAAACUUUCAUCACCAAUGAAAUCAAAAUUAUCAAUGAAAUCAUCACAACGUAGAUCACCAUCAACAUUGGGAAGCAAUAUGUCACCAUCAAGAUUACAAAUGAAAAGUAAUAUGAAAAUGAAAAGUAACUUGAAAAUGAAAAGUAAUAUGAGAAUGACUAAAUCAAGAAUGUCACCAGGAAAAUAUAGAAGUCCAAAAUCUAAAAUUCGUGAAAAUUUAAUUUAAUUUAAUAAAAAAAAACAAAAGCUAAAUAAAAAUUUAUCCAUAUUA
Messenger RNA from Dermatophagoides pteronyssinus (European house dust mite), 1730 nucleotides. RefSeq lists its product as uncharacterized. The record is from RefSeq and is a predicted model, not a curated record. Lineage: Eukaryota; Metazoa; Arthropoda; Arachnida; Sarcoptiformes; Pyroglyphidae.